Schistocerca americana (American grasshopper) is the source of this 891-nucleotide messenger RNA. RefSeq lists its product as uncharacterized. Lineage: Eukaryota; Metazoa; Arthropoda; Insecta; Orthoptera; Acrididae. The record is from RefSeq and is a predicted model, not a curated record. The transcript is spliced from 2 exons. The coding region runs from base 1 to 891 and encodes 296 amino acids.
AUGAUGCAGAGGAGGAAGAUAAAGUCUUUGUGUGUGCAAGAGACAAGGUGUAAGGGCAAUAAGGCAAAGAUCUUAGCUGAAGGCUAUAAGCUACUUUAUAGUAGUGAAAGCCCAGAAUCAAGAAAUGGAGUUGGAGUUAUUUUGCACAGAAAGCUUCAAGAAGAGGUAUGUGAAGUCAACAAAGUAAAUGAUACGGUCAUGUAUGUUAAAAUGAUGUUUGGCAGAGAAAUGGUAACAGUGCUGACAGCCUAUGCAUCCGAAGCGGGAUGUUCGGAGGACGGGAAGGAAAAAUUUUGGAGAGAUUUGGAUGGAGUAAUGGUCGGAGUACCAGAGAAUGAAAGAGUGAUAGUCGGAGGGGAUCUAAAUGGUCAUGUUGGUGGAAGGAAAGAGAGUGUGCAGGAGUGGUGGAAAAUUGAUAGUGCUGUUAUAAGGAAGACUGGGGAGGAAGUAUUUUGGUUAACAUCUGGGAGAGGGGUGCCAGAAGAUAAGGAAGCAUGGUGGUGGAAUGAAGAGGUGCAGAAGGUUGUGAAGGAAAAGAAAGACGCUAAGAGGAAGUGGGAUAUGUCCAGAAGUGCUGAGGAUGGGCAAGCAUACAAAAGAGCAAAGAAGGAGGCAAAACGAGCCGUGGCUAAAGCUAAAGCUGAAUCAGUAAGGGAGGCAUACGAACAACUACAGAAAAAUCAGGAUAUGAGACAACUGAUAUGGAUAGGCAAAUCAAGAGAUAAAGCUUCUAAGGAUCUAACAGCAAUAAAACAAAUGAAAGAUGAAAUAGGAAUAAUUCUGCAUGGUCAUGGAAAAAUAAUCCAAAUGUGGUUGGAUUAUUUUGAGAAAUUGCUGAAUGAAGAAAACGUAAGAGUGAAAACUGAGGAAGGAGGGCAAACAAAGGAUUAA